Molecule: messenger RNA, 1594 nt
Organism: Mucor mucedo
Lineage: Eukaryota; Fungi; Mucoromycota; Mucoromycetes; Mucorales; Mucoraceae
Product: tyrosine-tRNA ligase
Exons: 7
Coding region: 40-1458 (472 amino acids)
Biological process (GO): tyrosyl-tRNA aminoacylation
Cellular component (GO): cytosol; mitochondrion
Molecular function (GO): RNA binding; ATP binding; tyrosine-tRNA ligase activity
Source: RefSeq, a predicted model, not a curated record
AAAGCAAGGGGUAACCUGUAAUUUUUUUUUCUGACAUUAAUGUUGCUUCUCAAGCAAAAAGCUCAAUGGGCCCAAGCUCUCAAGAACCACACACGUUUUUUGAACACACAGUCUAAUGUCAUUACUGACAUGACACGCAGAGGCCUUGUGGCCAAUGUCACUAGUCCUGAACUGACGAAAAAGACCGAAACACCUACCGCCAUUUACUGUGGUGUGGAUCCCACCGCCAAGUCCCUUCAUUUAGGCAACUUCGUCACCCUCAUGGGCCUAUUGCACUUUCAUGUUCGUGGACACCAAACCAUUGCUCUCGUAGGAGGAGCCACGGGAUCCAUCGGCGAUCCCUCAGGACGUAAAUCAGAACGUGUACCUUUAUCACAAGAAAUACUCGAGGUUAACGUAGCAGGUAUACAAAGUCAAGUGCAUCGAUUAUUUAAAAAUGGUGCUGCUUAUGCAGCCAAACAUGGUUUCACCCAGACCUCGUAUUUGAAACCCAAAGUCUUGAAUAACUACAGCUGGUUUAAUUCAAUGACGGCCCUGGAUUUUUUGGGCUCGGUAGGGAGAUAUGCACGUGUCAAUACCAUGUUGGCAAAAGAAAGCGUUAAAUCUCGUAUGGAUACUACACAAGGUAUUAGCUUCACCGAAUUCUCAUACCAGUUAUUGCAAGCCUACGAUUUCUGGUACCUUUAUAAAAAUCAUGGCUGUCGUAUUCAGUUGGGUGGAAGUGAUCAAUGGGGUAAUAUUACUGCCGGUAUAGAUAUGAUAUCUCGACGACGCUCCAGUGAGCAAGAGGAUGAUGAGCCUAAAAAAGAUGACAUUGAAUCAAGAGCUUUUGGUAUCACCAUUCCUCUUCUGUUAACAUCUACUGGGGAAAAAUUCGGUAAAUCUGCCGGUAAUGCAGUUUGGUUAGACGAAUCUAUGACGAGUGUCUUUGAUUUCUAUCAAUUCUUGAUGAAAACCGCAGACGCUGAUGUUGAAAAAUAUUUAGGAAUGUUCACCUUCUUAAAACAAGACCAGAUUACAGAACUUAUGAAUCAACAUCAAAAAUCACCCGAACAAAGACUAGCACAGACCGCUCUCGCUAAUGAAACUACAGAGCUUGUACACGGCGCUGAUGGACUCCGUAAAGCCGUAACCGCUACUCGUGUUUUGUUCGGUGGAGACUUGAGCACAUUAUCAGGUGAUCAUAUCAUUGAAGCAUUUAAGACGGAUACGAAUAGAUUUGUUCAAUUGGAGCGUUCUUCUGUGGUUGGAUCUGGCUUGGAUCUCUUGGCAUCCAUUACGAAUGCUGCAAAGUCUAAAUCGGACGCUCAAAAGAAAAUCAAAGCAGGUGGAUUGUAUCUCAAUAACACUCGUAUUACUGAUACCAGACAUACCAUUCAAGACUCUGAUUUAAUUGACGGAAAAGUGUGUAUUUUACGUGUAGGAAAAUCUUCUUAUUAUAUGGUUCAGGUUGUAUAGAAAAUUUGUCAGAUAUAAAAAAAAAAGAAGUGGAGUGUUGCACACAAUAUAUGGUCUGUUUAAAUUAGAAUCUGAUUUUUUUUUAAAAUAUAUGAAAGCGGUGAGAAAAACGAAUGAUAAUUCGCGUAUAGAACUU